Messenger RNA from Glycine soja, 575 nucleotides. Its product is annotated as mitogen-activated protein kinase kinase kinase 3-like. The transcript has 3 exons. Gene Ontology annotation, biological process: protein phosphorylation. The coding region runs from base 49 to 480 and encodes 143 amino acids. Gene Ontology annotation, molecular function: ATP binding; protein kinase activity. The record is from RefSeq and is a predicted model, not a curated record. NCBI's taxonomy places the organism in Eukaryota, Viridiplantae, Streptophyta, Magnoliopsida, Fabales, Fabaceae.
UUCGGUUUUGGUUGGUUUCUGAUUUGUGAUGGAGAUCAUCUCUGAAUUAUGAUUUUUCUGAAACAGAUAAAUUCUUCUUCCUCCAUGCUUUCUUUCAAAGGGAGUCCAUACUGGAUGGCACCCGAGGUUGUAAUGAAUACAAAUGGCUAUAGUCUUCCUAUUGAUAUAUGGAGUUUGGGAUGCACAAUUCUUGAAAUGGCAACAUCAAAGCCUCCUUGGAAUCAGUAUGAAGGGGUAGCUGCAAUAUUUAAAAUUGGUAACAGCAGAGAUAUGCCUGAAAUUCUGGAUCACCUCUUAAGUGAGGCAAAGAAUUUCAUUCAGCUAUGCUUACAAAGAGAUCCAUUAGCCCGCCCAACAGCCGAGAAGUUAAUAGAGCAUCCCUUUAUUCGAGAUCAGUCAGCAAGAAAAGCUACAAAUGUCAGAAUAACCAGGGAUGCUUUCCCCUACAUGUUUGAUGGAAGUCGGACGCCUCCGGUAUAGUCCUCAAUGCUUAUUUAUUUUCUUUUUGAAAUUAUGUUCCUUUCGCCUCUUACAUUCUAGUUCCUACAUAUUUUGAUGUAAUCAGUAUAAAGAGG